Fraxinus pennsylvanica is the source of this 1449-nucleotide messenger RNA. The record is from the annotation of a GenBank genome assembly. Lineage: Eukaryota; Viridiplantae; Streptophyta; Magnoliopsida; Lamiales; Oleaceae.
AUGUUUUUAAAACGGGCUUGGACCAUCUUAGAAAACUGGGAAGCAGCCAGAAAACCGGUUCAGUUGUUGUUUUCUUUCUUACACACAUGCAGCUUCCAUAAUCACAACCCUACCCCUCCAGUUUGCCAUUGCAUAUCCACAAGCUCAUCCUCGCUGGUCACAGAAUUUUCUACUGCACAGAAACAAAUUUGUCAACUGCCAAAAAAGGUAAAGAAGAGAUUUAAAGAAAAAGAGAAGGCAGCUGAAAAAUCAAGAAGAAAAUCAUGGAGUGGAAAUUAUGGGUUGAGGGUUCCUGAUUUAAGUGCUCAGAGAGAGAGAGAGAGAGAGAGAGAGAGGGAGGGAGGGAGGGAGGGUUGUACUGGCAAGUGGUUCGGCAAGAGUCAAGAUGGGAUUGCCAGUGUGAAGGCUGAGCUUGGAAAGCCAAUGCAUCUCAUCCUGACAAAGGAGAGGUUUCCAUAUAUGUUGAUUGCGGUCCAACAGCAGAAUCAACUUUUGAGAUACAAAGAAUCUGAUCUCCGCGCUGCGCUGAGACUCCCGUCCGCACAGCGCGGACACUAUUCUCCAUGCGCACGGAGAGAUUGUCCUGCACGCGGAGUUCUCUCUAGCGGAGACCCCUCCGCCCUGCGCCGUGAUCUUGAUCCUACUGCCCUCAAAACCAUACCUGCUGUAAUAUAUUAUCCCAAUGAGUUCAAGGAUAGAUUGGAAUGUGCAGUGUGUCUUUCUGAGGUCUCACUAGGGGAAAAGACUAGGAAUGAAAAUGAAUCCUCAUCGAAUUCUAGUAGUCCUGAAGAGACUGCAAUCCAAACCCCAAUUGAAGAAAAUUCAUGCCACCCACCAAAUUUUCCCACCAAUGUGUUGUUCUGGGGUAACGAGACUCAUGUUAUUACAUUUGGACCUUGUUUAGAGGAUAGUCAUCAAGGCAUUGCAACUGCUACUCCGUUUCAACCCACUAGCUCGUCAUCAUUGGCAUCGACAAGAAAUAGGCCAGACGGAAUGCUUGUGAUUGACAUUCCAAGACAGGGCAGAGGUAGUGAGGAAUUAUCUGUGGAGCUGUCUACUGCACUUCAGCGGUGUCUCUUGGGUGGUAAAAGUGGAGCAGGGGCUGGAAUCGAUCUCUCAUCUCUGUCAAUUGUUGAGGGCAAGGUUUGUUGGGAUAUUUAUAUCGAUGGUCUUGUGGUUAGUUCAGAUGGGAAUCUGCUCGAUGCCUUGGGUGCUGCCAUUAAGGCUGCUCUGAGCAAUACAGCUAUUCCAAAAGUUGAAGUCGCAGCCAAUGCCUCAUCAGACGAACAGCCAGAGGUUGAUGUAAGCGACGAGGAAUUUCUACCGUUCAGACACAACUGGAGUCCCUGUCAAAAUUACGUUAACAAAGGUUGGCAGACAUUAAAUUGUAGAUGCAACUCCAGAAGAGGAGUCCCAAAUGAGUUCAGCCGUCUCCAUUUCUGUCCAUAG